This is a messenger RNA of Rhodofomes roseus, 1600 nucleotides long. RefSeq lists its product as uncharacterized. Lineage: Eukaryota; Fungi; Basidiomycota; Agaricomycetes; Polyporales; Fomitopsidaceae. The coding region runs from base 96 to 1442 and encodes 448 amino acids. The record is from RefSeq and is a predicted model, not a curated record. The transcript is spliced from 2 exons.
AUCGGGCGGACGUAGUGUCGAGAGCAUAGACAAAGUCACAGGCGAGCCUUUCUCUACAUCUUAUGUGAAGUACAUUCGCUAACGACGUCCCAUAGAUGGCGCACGUUACUGACCCGGUUGAUCGACGGCCAGCACGAACUUCAAGUUCGCAUCUGCCACCCGAAUUAUGGGACCAUGUUAUCGACGAGUUAUCAUCCAACUGUCCAGCCCUCCGAGCAUGCGGCCUCACACACCGAGCAUGGGUGGCAUCGACCCGUCGACAUCUCUUCAGAGCGGUCAAGCUGAAUACCAUCGCAGGCUGUGAACAAUUCCGAGAGCUCGUCCUCGCGUCCUCGUCCGUCGGCACAGGCAUAGCGCAGUACGUGUGCGAUGUCACGCUCACCAAGGUCCGCCUGCGCCUCGAUCGCCCCGAUGAUCCGAUGGUAUCCAACGUACCGCCCCUGGAGCGAACGCUCUCGAUGCUGCCCAAUGUGAGCUGCCUGUGGCUAGACGACGUUGACGUCAAGUGGUGGCCGGAGCUACCAGGCACAGAUCCUUUGGACAACGGGUACCCCGACCGGCCACUACGGUCGCUGUUCACCUUGCCACGGCUGCGGACGCUGCACGUUCUGUCGGUCGUCUUCGACUCGAUCUCUGACAUCGUGUUGCUCCUCGCCGCAUUCCCGCAGGCGUCGUCCUUCCAGCUACGUUACCUGCUCCCCAUACACUCGGGCCCGGGGUAUUGGCCCCCGCAGCUGCCAGAGAACAUGCGGACGGAUGCGCAGCCAGUCAUAUGCAUUCGGGAUCUCACUGUCGCUGCGUUGACGGAGACGGCGCGCUUGCUGAGCGCGCUCAAGCGCCCGCCUUUCGAAUGUGCACUGCAGAAGUUGCACUGGGGACUCAUGCCUCACAUCUUCACACGAAGGGCCGAUGAGGAGUCUCUAUUCAUGACCAUCGUGCGAGAGGCGUCAAGUACCUUAAAAGAACUCGAAGUCCACUGCAUGGCGAAUUCAAUUGUGUUCGCCGAGAUGGAUCUAUCCCUGCAUUCACACCUCAGGAUGCUCCGCGUGGCUCUCCUCAGCACAACGGAUGUUGAAUCGAAUACCUUUCCUCCGACGUUCUCGACGUUGCUCUCUCGCACCCCCGACACUCUGCGGGCCUUGCACCUGCCCAUCCAACUGUCGGUGUCCUCUGAUGGAAUCCCGCUGUGGUCGUUUAUGGAUUGGCCGAGCGUCGACGAGACACUGGCACUCCUGCACAAGAGAAACCCCUUGUUGGUGGUGUAUCUGCGUCUCUUCUGCGGUCUACGACUGAAUGCGCGCUUGCCGGAGGUGGUGCAGCCCCUGAUGUCGCGGUUGUCCACUGCGCUGCGCGCAGGGCUGCGUGUCCGUGUGUCACUAGGCGGUUAUACUCCUGGACCUGCAGGAGAGUCUGUCCCGGAUGAGUACUACUGGCUUGCGUGAAUUUCUCUUUUAGGACUGAUAUAGAGCCCCGGAGGCAAUAUGUCGAUUCGUCGUGGACGACAGGAGUAUUCGUACACAGAAAUAGCUGCUGCCUGUAAAAUCGUUGCAAGCCUACUGCAGCUGAUCGAAUGUACAGAACGCGACUUCUACUGUCAUAU